AUGAUGAUGGCGUUCCAGCAACUAGCGAUCAUGCUACUAGCGAUGCUAGCCAGUGCCAAUGGUAAACCGCUAGAGAUAGAGCAUCCACAUAGCUUCUCCAUGUUCAAGCGAGGCGUUAUGUUGGGUGACGUGUCGUAUAGUUACGCCGCAACCGACAUCGGAUCACCGGCGAAUGCACGCUACAAAACGGUAACGGUAAUCAAGAACGUGUCCAUGCCCAAACCGACCAGCAGCAUGGUGUUUAGCGAUCGGGCGGAGCAUUUCUACGACGCACUCGAGCAAGGACUAGAUGAUCAUCUCAAGAAGCGCACCCAUCAGGUGGAGUACUGGCCACCGCGCGAUGACAAUCAUUUACAGCAACAGAAGCGGAAGGAGGAGAAGAAAGAAGAGCAAAAGGUGCAGUUACCGAAGCAGUCACAGCGCGGCACUGGAACCACCGGAACCCGAAACCCCUACUAUCGUGGCCGGUUCCAGCAGGAUUUGUUGAAGCAAUCCAUUGCUACUACCACGACCACGACCACGACAAGCACCACCAUGAAACCGGCAGCCAUCAGAGAGAUGCCGGAGGAGGAGGACGCGAAACAUCCGAUCGAUUUGCUCGAGCUGGCCAAAUCUGCCGCCCGCACGCUAAACCAGAAGGCCAACGGUGCGACGGGCAACGGGAAUACCGGUCCGGUGACCUUCCCCGCAGACAGUAGCAAAACGGCCAAGAAGAAAGCAAACGGAAUCAUCAGUUUGGCCAAGGAGUACACCAGCAUAGUGACGGCCGUUCCGCAGCAACGUCAAACGAUCGUUAGCAAGCUGAAAACGAAAGUCGAUCCGUCUCCCCCACCGACGCCGAAGGUGACAUUCAAACAUUAUCCCGCCACCCCAGCGUCCAGCGAGGAGUUAGAGCAGCCUGAGGAAAUACCGCUAGUCGACUUUGAGCAAUCGGAGUAUGUGUUCAAUCACAAAACGGGACAGUUUGAAUUCCGGGCUGCAUCGAAGGCACCCAAGCAACUGCAAGAGUUUUUGCGUGCCAGUGGACCGGGCUACGGUAACCGGGAGCGGCUAACGGCCGCCAAGGAGGACACCGAUGGCUUCAGCACGCCCACCGAGCUGCUGUUUGCGGAGCUGCAGAAUGCGGUCUCGUCGCGAAACGUAACGAUGAUCAAAUCACUUGCGGGCCAGCUCGUGGAAACGAUCAACAUUGGCAAAAUCGAUUUUCAAUCACUGAAAACGCAUCCCCGUGGUAGCGGUGGCAAUGGCGAUCGCCGAUCGACGGAGCAACCGAUGAUGAUGAUGAUGAUGAUGGAAACGACCACCGGUAGUGGACGGUCGUCGAUGAUUGAUUUCGGUUAUGCCGGUGAGACGACGACCAUGGAGUACCAGGAGGAUGGUGCUGCAACUACAACCGAACCAAUGGCCAUCGCCAUGACAACGCUCGCGCCAACCACUGCGGCUACCAAGCGACCGUUGCGAUACAUUGCACCUCGGCUGCGCGGAUUUAAACGCUUUUCCUCGAAGAAGCUAAGCAACUGAAAAAUGAUCUUAUCUCAGUCUCGGACAGUCUCUCAUUUUGAUGGACAUAAAGACA
Messenger RNA from Anopheles darlingi, 1576 nucleotides. RefSeq lists its product as uncharacterized. Bases 1 to 1521 code for a protein of 506 amino acids. The transcript has a single exon. NCBI's taxonomy places the organism in Eukaryota, Metazoa, Arthropoda, Insecta, Diptera, Culicidae. The record is from RefSeq and is a predicted model, not a curated record.